Molecule: messenger RNA, 1833 nt
Organism: Aspergillus melleus
Lineage: Eukaryota; Fungi; Ascomycota; Eurotiomycetes; Eurotiales; Aspergillaceae
Product: ATP-binding protein
Exons: 2
Coding region: 386-1825 (479 amino acids)
Molecular function (GO): ATP hydrolysis activity
Source: RefSeq, a predicted model, not a curated record
AACAACUUGCUUCAUAUCAACGCAAACACAGGUAUCGUCCCAAGCGUGAUGCUUGAAAAACAUUCCUCCUAGAGCAUCUCGCGCGUAAUUGAAUACACCAUGUCUGGAUGAGUAAUGGUGUCAUAAACAGCCGCCAGGGAGUCUGAACCGCGCAUCUAAGAUGCCUCGCAGAAUCACCCAAGCUGAGCUUGGUAACAGUCCCACUCUCUUUUAUGACAUUCAAUCCCGCUAACGCGCCUGAACAGGAAUUCUGCUCCGCCAUUUGAGACGACAAGGUCUCGCUCGCCAGCGAGCAUGGCAAACUCAGGAAUCACAGCAUUUGGGUGUCAGCUCCAGGCAGAAGCCCCGCAAAUCUUGGCAAAAGGCCGAUGAGAAGCAUGACAGUAUGCCUCGAAAGUUUCUUGAGACCUCUAUCACGACCCUUGGGUCUCUCUUGAUCCUCGCCCUGGGCGGGUACACGUAUCACAUCUACUACAAGAGUCUCGUACUGCACAAGAUCAACAACGCGUUCUCCAGCGGGUUCUCCACGCUGGAGUUAGCCGCCCUAGCUCAACAUGGAGUUCCACCAGAGCCAGGCGAAGAGCCGGUGCAGGAUGAUGAACUGCGAUUCAAAGUGCUGCGACCGGAACAGUCGACAAUAGAUUCCAUCGUGUCCGGCAAAAUCAGAGGAAAUUACUACCUACUCUUCGGGGAAAAGGGUACCGGAAAGACGACUAUGCUGCUUGACGCCAUGAGAAAGGUCCAAGGGAGUGGAGUGGCUAUGCUAGAGGCGCAUAGUGACCUAGAAGUCUUCCGACUGCGACUGGGUAAAGCAUUGGACUAUGAAUACCACGAAGACUAUGUCGGAGGGCUGUUUAACAUCCGAGGACCUCGUGAGGCCACGCCUCUGCUGGACAUCGAGCGCGCCUUGAACAAGCUGGAAAAGGUGGCGCUGAAGCGCAAGUCGAAAUUAAACAAGCCGCUCACGCUCAUCGUAAACAAUAUCCAUUUUCUCCCCGACAGCGCGGAGGGACAACAUCUCCUUACUCUGCUGCAGCAGCGCGCCGAGCUAUGGGCAGCAAGCGAGCUUGUCACCCUCGUUUUCACGAGCGACGAGUACCGUACGACAGAAACACUGCGACCACACGCUACUCGCAUGCAAGUACUGAACGUGCGAGACGUACCAAAGGAGGUUGCCAUCCCGGCUAUGCAGGCGUACCGAAAAGAGAAGUUCAACGAGACGAUGUCGGUGGACAUCCUGUCGCAAGCCUAUGACCGAGUGGGCGGGCGAUUGAUCUUCCUGGAGCAAGUCGCCAGAUCAAGAGAUCUAUUCCGGAUGUGUGAAUCGAUCUGCGAGAAGGAGAAGCGAUGGCUCCUGUCUCAGUGCUGGAUCCUAGGCGCGGAGAUGGACGACAAGGCCGAGGAACAACAGGACUACUGUCACGCCGCUAUGAUCCUCGCCAAAGCCCUCGUUGAAUUAGAAAACAAACAGGAGAAGCCCAAAGGCGGAGCCGAAAUCCCAGGAAUGCCCAUCCACAAAGUGCAAGAGCUAAUGACCCGAGCCGACUUCCUCCACAAACUGGAUCAGAUGAAUAUCUUUGCCAUCGAUGCCAAUGGAGUAGUCAAGGCUGAUUCGGUUCCGAUGCAAAAUGCCUUCCGGGCGGUAGUCAGUGAUCCGGCGUUCGAAGAACAUUUAGAGGCGACGACCGAGCGGUUGGAUGAGCUGGAAGGGCUUGGACGAACCACGGAACUGACGAUGAAGGAUUUGGUAAACGGUCAGUAUGCUGUUACGGCGAAGGGGAUCGGAGGGAAAGAUGACACAACUUUUGUGGUCAAGAGGAUGUAGAUGAGUGU